UGAGUAUUUAUGGACCAAUGAGAGCUGGGAGAAGCUGAUUUUUUUUUCUUGCUGUGGAUAUUGGAGGUUGCAUCAUUUUUCCUAACUUUCUAGGACAGUUUAUGGAUGGCCUAAUAGGUCCGAAUAGAUGGAAUGGCUAUUCCGGGAUCAUUGAGGUAAGAGACCACAGAAUAUCUAGGUUGAGAAUUCCAUCUAGUCUGGAAGGCAGCAUUUUCAGUGAGCUAUGCCACUUUCCCAACCAGGGUAACAAGCUGCAACCUAAAAUGCUUUGGUAAUUGCAUGAACAGUGCAGCGCAGAGGGGCAACACUGCAGCGGCGGGGUCGAAUUCACUAGCAGCCAAAAAGCGUGUAAGUGAAGAGACUUGAGCUAGCUUCUCCGACGUGACUUAUCAAGGCAAUUAUAAGAGGCCCAAUGUUGGUGAAUGCACCGACCAGAAUUGUCACAGAAUGGUCAUCAUGGCUGUCCCUGUGAAUGUGAAUGUGGUGCGGCGUGUCCAGGACCAGGGAAGGAGCCAACAGCCCCACUCUUUGGUGGUCGGUGAUAGGCUCCAACUAAGCGAAGAUCUCAAACCACAGGGCCACAGGUCGGCUUUUUGUACGCUAAGGGAGGGGUCAAAAGCUCUUUCCCACUUGACCUCCACCUCCACCUCCAUCUCCACCAGCGUCAACCACUCUACCUCUACCUCCCUCCUGCUGCAGCAACAUACCGACACUCUACUACCCGCCUUCCUCUUGAGCUCUCCCCACCUUCUUACCUCCCCCAACCUCCUUGAAUCUUCUUCCACCGACCGUCCUCCCCCUCCAGCAUUCUCCUCCACGACCUUACUCUCCUUCAUCCCCAACCCAACCCUCAACCCUCCGAUUCCGCUCGAGUCCCUCAUCGCCCCACCACCUUUGACGUGCGUUACGUCUCUUUCAUACUUGGGUACUCCCUUCGCGACAUUUCCGAUCAACACUCAACAGUAAGAAACCUGGUUAUCUCUUCAUUACCCAUAUUAUUACCAGUCCAUAUUUUUAGUCACUGUCAAUAAUAUCCGAUCCCCUAUUGUCAAAUUCAUCACAACUGUUAUCGCAUUGCUAACCAAGAUGCCUUUUUCUCUACAGACAAAAGUGACUGGUCUUUGUCACGGUGUUGUCAUUCAACCAAUCCCAUCAAAAGUGAUAAUUCAAUUGCUCACUCUGCCCCUCACACAAUUCUCGCCUCCAGAAGUCAGACUAAGUUCCAACCAUGUCUUCUGUACAAGAGAACCGCGAUACUGGAUCCAAUGGUGAUGAGCUCGCCAACGACAUGAACAACCUUAGCGUAGGUGACGAAGAGCGCCUGGGACCUGAUGGCGAGCCUCUUCCCAAGACAGAUGAGGAUUACGAAAACGCCCAACUUACUCUUCGCGCCAUCGUCUCUUCCAAGGAAGCUGGUGUGAUCAUUGGCAAAGGUGGAAAGAAUGUUGCAGACCUUAGAGAUGAGACUGGUUGCAAGGCUGGUGUCAGCAAGGUGGUUCAGGGUGUCCAUGAUAGAGUUUUGACUAUCGCUGGAGGUUGCCUUGAUAUCUCCAAGGCCUACGCUAUUGUAGCCAAGGCUCUUCUCGAGGGCGCACCACAAAUGGGCAUGGGAGGAGUUGUAUCUCAAAAUGGCACUCAUCGUACGUUGAUUUUCCUCUGCCCGAGUUCUGAUGAAUAGCAAGCACUGACAUCCCACCUCAGCUAUCAAGUUGUUGAUCUCUCACAACCAGAUGGGCACGAUCAUUGGCCGACAAGGUCUCAAGAUCAAGCAUAUUCAAGAUGUCUCUGGUGUCCGCAUGGUCGCUCAAAAGGAGAUGCUCCCUCAAUCCACCGAGCGCAUUGUUGAGGUCCAAGGCACCCCCGAGGGUAUUCAAAAGGCCAUCUGGGAGAUUUGCAAGUGCUUGGUUGAUGACUGGCAACGCGGAACCGGCACCGUCCUGUACAAUCCGAUUGUCCGAACACAACCUGAGGCUUCCGGAAGAAUGGGCGCUCAACCUCUCGACCGCGGCAGUCCUCGUGGCGAGUACAACAGCAACAACCGUGUUAUGCGCACUGGUAACGGUGCUGAUUUCAGUGAUGGCGCACCGCGCUCCUACAACAACCGUCGCUCCGAUUCGGAUGCUGGUCAACGCGGCCCCCCAACCCACGACGAGAACGGAGAGGAGCUCCAGACACAAAAUAUCAGCAUUCCAUCGGACAUGGUUGGCUGCAUCAUCGGUCUUGCUGGUAGCAAGAUCAGUGAGAUCCGAAAGACUUCUGGUGCACGCAUCAGCAUUGCCAAGUCCCCCCACGACGAGACUGGAGAGCGCAUGUUCACCAUCAUGGGCAGCGCCAAGGCAAAUGAGUCGGCUCUCUACCUUCUCUACGAGAACCUCGAGGCCGAGAAGAUGCGACGCAGCCAAGGUGCCUCCCAGGAUUAAUACUUAGGUCCAACCUCACGAUGGGCUCAUCAAAAUUUCCUUUUAUGCUGGCAAGCAUUGUCUAGGUUCCUCCACCAGAUCUGACUUGCCGCGAGGCUGAUAUUGAUGUAAUGGAUUUUCUGCAAACGAUUCAUCACCUAUUAAUUGUUCGAUAUUCUCUUCACCCCAAAAGCGGUCCUUUGCUCUUUCCAUGACGAUUUUUCUUUUUUUCCCUUUUUCCUUACGGUACGGACUUUACGACGUUACGGUCAUACGAUACUUGCGUGGUAUACUCGGGUAGAUUCCUAGCAAGUGUUCCCCCCCUUGAUACUCGAUCAGACGAUUCGCCUUGACAUUUAAUUACUCGAGACACCGUCCUCCUGCCUCGACAUCUCUGCCAAACCGACGUCCAUCCUCGAACGACGCACGAGAAGCGCCCUAAUCUCGUCAUUCAUGCGGCAUGACCCGUUUCUCAUAAAGUCACACUCACACACAUCACACAUCACACAUGCUCAUUUUCCACUCUACUACCACGACGAUGCGCACGGCGAAAUGACUCGCACUCUUCUCAUAUACUUUGAAUGACGCAGUAGCCAACCCCCAAUUCCUUGACGUAUGGUUUCUGACCAGUCAUCUCAAUCGAUCUUGUUGG
Messenger RNA from Hymenoscyphus albidus, 3051 nucleotides. The record is from the annotation of a GenBank genome assembly. NCBI's taxonomy places the organism in Eukaryota, Fungi, Ascomycota, Leotiomycetes, Helotiales, Helotiaceae.